Zootermopsis nevadensis is the source of this 3190-nucleotide messenger RNA. It is a transcript of the gene AGO3, whose product is annotated as Argonaute 3. Lineage: Eukaryota; Metazoa; Arthropoda; Insecta; Blattodea; Termopsidae. The record is from RefSeq and is a predicted model, not a curated record. Gene Ontology annotation, molecular function: RNA binding; protein binding.
UUCAUUUUACAGGUUGCCUGUGGCAUUAUCUUUGUGGCAUCGUUUGUGGUCAAAUGUGAAAGUUACUUUCAUGUGGCUAAACUCAAAGCAAACUGCGUGUUUUAACAUAUAAGCUGAAUCAAAUCUUUCUCCACUCACAGUUAUGGCAGGACGUGGGGGUCGCGGAGCAAUGUUAGAGGCCUUCUUUGCUCAGCAGCGACCUGGGAUUGAAGGCAAUAAGAGUCAGUCGGAAGCUGCAGCUGUAGCUGUAGUUGCAGGUCCCCCACCUGCAGUAACCAUGAGUCAUGGCUCUGGCAGAGCGUCUUUAUUGACAAUUCUUCGCAACCAAAGCAGGGUACCUGGAUCAGUUCCUCCUCUGCAGGAUGUGGAGGAGGAGCCGCCUCUCAGAAAUUUUAGUCGGGGUGCCGCACUGCUGAAUUUGAAGAGGAAUACAUCAUCGCCCACUACAAAAUCUCCCGCCUCUGAAUCUUCAUGUGUAGCUCCACCAGGAGUCGUCGGACCACCGACUGCAAAGAUGGCUCAGAUGAGCUUUCAGGAAAGCUCAGGAACCAGUGGGAAGCAGCCUGCUACAAGUUGUCCGUCUGCUGGACCUCCAGGCGUCCCACCACGAGCAGCAGGAUCACAAAAUGCACAGAUGAGUUUUCAGGAAAGGCCCCCUGUUCAGAAGUCAGGAAGCAGUGGGAAGCAGAUCCCAGCUACUGCCAAUUAUAUAAGACUUCACGUGGAGCCAGGGAAAGGCGUAUAUGAGUAUGAAGUUCGUUUUGAGCCAGAAGUGGUUUCUAGGGGGAUGCAGAACAAACUCCUCAAUGAGCAUAUUUUGGAACUUGGGGAGGCAAAGACGUUUGAUGGAGUGACUUUGUAUUUACCAAUCAAACUGCGGGAGGAGGUCACACGAUAUACGUCACUCCAUCCAGUGGACAGGACGCCCGUCUCCAUCAACAUAACUUUUAAACGGAAAAAGCGACUGGGAGAAUGCAUUCACCUGUACAAUGUGUUGUUCAGGAGAAUAAUGUUUGCGCUGGAUCUGGCUCGGAUCGGCAGACAGCACUUCAGUCCUAUUAACGCUUUUCCUAUCCCCCAGUACAAGUUGGAAGUGUGGCCUGGCUAUGUGACUGCAGUGGAUGAGUAUGAGGGCGGAGUGCAACUGUGCUGUGACGCUUCUCACCGUGUUUUGCGGACCCAAACUGUUCAUGAGCUCAUGGAGGAGAUAGUGUACCGGAAACCAAGCAACUACCGAGAUUUGGUGCAGAAGACCAUUAUUGGAGUUACAGUCCUGACACGAUACAACAACAGGGUGUAUCGAAUUGAUGAUAUUGAUUGGAACCAGUCACCCAGUUCCACAUUCUCCACCCACAUAGGAGAAACUAUAUCGUUCAAGGAUUACUACAAGAAGCACUAUGAUAUCGACAUCCAAGAUUUGGAGCAGCCUCUUCUCCUGAAUCGAAUGAAGGUCAGGAUUCGUGGGCACCAGAACGAAUUGGAACAGCUGGUGUGUCUAGUUCCAGAACUCUGCUUCCUCACGGGGUUGACAGACGAUAUGAAGAACGAUUUUCAUGUCAUGAAGGAAAUUGCCAUGUACACUAGAAUCACACCAAACCAGCGGCAGGUCGCUCUUAAGAAGUUUAUGAAAAAUAUUCAAGAAAAUGAACGUGCUCAGACGUUGUUGACUGGCUGGGGUCUCAAAGUGGAUUCAGGCACGGUGGAUCUCAUGGCUCGAGUGCUUGAUCCCGAGGAAAUCAUUUUUGGUGAUAAUGUGUCCCACAGGGGAACACAGCAGGCAGACUGGGGAGCGGCUGCCACUCGGAACAACGUACUUUCUGCGGUGGACCUGAUGGGUUGGAUGAUUGUCCAUUGUCCUCGUGACACACGAUGUGCUAAUGAAUUUGCCGGAAUGAUGUGGAAAAUUGGACCGCAGAUGGGAAUCCAGGUUUCUAAGGCCCGCAUCGUAAGUUUGCGAGAUGACCGCACUGACUCAUAUCUGCGCAUGUUGCGGGAAAACAUAAACCAAUCCCUCCAGCUGGUGGUGAUUAUCUUCCCAUCUGCAAGAGAUGACAGAUAUUCAGCUGUGAAGAAGCUCUGCUGCUCUGAGAUGCCAAUUGCUUCACAGGUGAUCAACUCUCGGACACUGUCCAAACCUGACAGACUGCGGUCAGUCGUUCAGAAGAUUGCUCUGCAGAUCAACUGUAAGCUUGGUGGGACCCUGUGGGCAGUCAAGAUUCCUCUGGAAAAUUGCAUGGUGUGUGGAAUUGACUCAUAUCAUGAUGCCACCAAGAGAGGAGCCAGUGUUGCUGCCUUUGUAUCCUCGCUCAACCAGACUUUGACGCGGUGGUACAGCAAAGUCUGUUUCCAAGGCCCUGGCCAGGAGCUGGUUGAUGGGUUAAAAACUUGCCUCAUCUCUGCACUCAAGUAUUACUAUGAUGUGAACCAUAGGUUUCCCGACCGAAUCGUGGUUUACCGGGAUGGAGUGGGCGAUGGUCAGCUGAGAAUAUCUGCAGACUAUGAGGUGCCACAGUUUGAAAGCUGCUUUCAGCACAUCAGUCCCGAUUAUCACCCAAAACUGUCGGUCGUGAUAUGUCAGAAACGAAUCAACACUCGCAUCUUCUCAGCCCUAAAUGCAGGAAGAGGUGACAGAGGCCUGGAGAACCCACCCCCUGGCACCAUUGUAGACCAUACAAUCACCAGAAGGAACUGGUAUGACUUCUUUCUGGUGAGCCAGCAUGUCCGACAGGGCACCGUUACCCCAACUCACUAUGUGGUCAUAUAUGACAGCGCCAAUAUGAAGACAGACCACAUGCAGAGGCUGACAUACAAGCUGUGCCAUCUGUACUAUAACUGGCCAGGUACCAUCAGAGUUCCUGCCCCAUGCCAGUAUGCACACAAGUUGGCACAGUUGGUGGGGCAGAAUAUACACAGAGCACCAGAUGAGCGGCUGUCGGACCGGUUGUAUUUCUUGUAAGAAGUCGUAAUGUCGGUAUCCAGACCAGUGACAUGACGUUGCCUUGUCAGAGUUUGGUGAGCCAGGUCAUGUGUGGUCUCUCCCACAAGCAGACUAAUUAUGUGUCGUGGUCAACAGACCUAUCCAUUUUUAAGUUCCUUUUAAAUUAAAGGAUAUUGAAGUUUAUAAUUGAUUGGUAAGUGUUGCCCAUUUCACAGAUGUUUUGUUUUGUUUUGUUAAUGAAUUAAGAAUGUG